AUGGGACUGAGAAGUACAGCCGAGGCAAACCACCACGCCUCGACCCCUCAAGUAGACCAUUGCAAACAAUACAUUAUCCCCGCACUUUUAACACGAAACAUCACCAGGAAACGCGACACCAACUUUGAUGAAUUUGCUUAUCUUAUUGAAUCCUUCAAUAUGCAGUCUGUUAUUUUCAAAGGUCCUUUACAUGUAGCCCUUGAGGAACGCCCACGUCCCCAGAUUCAAGAUGCGACAGACGUGAUCCUGAAAGUCAGGUACACGGCCUUAUGCGGCAGUGAACUUCAUGUUUUUCGAGGCCACCAACCCUCAAAGAGUGGGUUCAUUAUGGGUCAUGAAUUCACAGGCGAGGUCGUGGAGACAGGUGACCAAGUGAAGACUUUUAAGAAAGGAGAGAAGGUGGUGUCACCAUUUACUGUCAGCUGUGGAGACUGUUACUAUUGCGCGCGAGGCUUCUCUUCUCGCUGUGCGCGAGGUCAACUAUACGGAUCAGUGAUCUUGGAUGGUGGUCAGGCAGAGUAUGUCCGUGUGCCUCUAGCGGAUUCUACUUUAUUUCAUGCCCCCGCGGCCAUCGAUGAGAAGAAGUUGGUUUUGAUGGCAGAUAUCUUCCCAACUGGGUAUUUUGCAGCUUCGAACGGGUUUAAGUCACUGAACCCGACAGAUGUUCAGGACAGUACGGUCCUCUUGUUCGGAUGUGGGCCCGUGGGUAUUUGUGCUUUAGUGAGCGCGCUCGAGCACCGACCUAAGAAGUUGAUUGCAAUCGAUAGCGUACCGGCUCGUCUCGAACUUGCAAGAAGUUUGGGCGCAGAGCCUUGGAACUUCCAAGAAGAUGAGUCGGGGCUUCGGGAGAGGGUCAAGGAACUGACUGAUGGCCGUGGCGCCGACAUUGUCAUUGAAGUUGUGGGACACAGCAGCGCGUUACGCAUGGGAUUUGAAAUGUUGCGCCCAUGGGGUGUUUUAUCCAGUGUGGGAGUACACAACGGCGAGAUUCCAUGGACUGGCAAUGAGGCCUAUGGAAAGAAUCUGCGUAUCCAGAUGGGACGCUGCCCUGUGCGAAGCAUCUUCCCUGAAGCUAUGGAUCUUCUGGCUAAGAAGCAAGAUGUGCUUGACUUUAUGGCCGAAGAUAUACGACCACUUUCUCAAGCCGUUCAGGCAUAUGACGAUUUCAACAAUAUGCGCUGCCAGAAAGUCAUCUUUGAGGCAGAUAAAUGA
Penicillium angulare is the source of this 1212-nucleotide messenger RNA. RefSeq names its product alcohol dehydrogenase family protein. The coding region runs from base 1 to 1212 and encodes 403 amino acids. Gene Ontology annotation, molecular function: zinc ion binding; oxidoreductase activity. Lineage: Eukaryota; Fungi; Ascomycota; Eurotiomycetes; Eurotiales; Aspergillaceae. The transcript has 5 exons. The record is from RefSeq and is a predicted model, not a curated record.